AUGCUCCCCCUCUCUGGAGCUCACCUCUCCUCAAAUGGCUCUGCAGCGAGGCAGGGUGGGUUCGAGAGAACGAGAAGAACCAUGCUAGAGGGCUGGUCUGUCUUAAAUAAGUUUUUUGGGAGUAGGUGAUUGGUUAAGGAGACAAAUGAGGCGUGGUUCCGCUGCCGAACCUUUGCUAACAAGUUAACUCCAUUUAAAAUCCUUGUAGGUAGGUACCAUGUAGGUAGUUACCUCUAAAGUUUUAUUAACGUGCUCCUGAAAUCCCGAACUUCAUUCACACAUGCUUCUUGUGGAAAAAUAAGAAUCAAGCUUUGUAAUUUAUCUGACAAAUAACAGUGAUUUUUCACAGCAAGAAACCUGAUGUUCUUGUUUUUUCCACUUCUUUUUUUUAGAUUGAUCAAUUUUUUAUCUACAAAGAAAGAAAUAUGGAUGAAUGUAUUGAUGAAGUGUGCUGUGGAAAAAACUUGGACAUCAGAUAUACGGUGAAGGAUGACAUCGGGAACCAUGUUUUUAGUAUUCUUGAGGACAGCGAUUACUGUAGCCGGAAUAUCCACACAGGACGGUCCUUUACCAUGAAUAUUGUUAAUGACUCAAAUAAAGAGGUCAUCAGACUUGAGCAUCCGUUUAUAUGCUGGUCCUGCAGUGGCCACGAGGUGGAGGUUCAAUCUCCACCGGGUGUUCCCGUCGGACAUGUUCGACAAAACUGGCAUGUUUGUCAACCUAAAUUCACAGUUGAGAAUAAUCAACGUGAACCUGAAUUUAAGAUCGUAGGACCAUGUGUCCCUCUUAGCUUCUGCGUGGAUCAGGAGUUUGAGCUGGUGUCUCUGAGCGGUUCAGCGUUUGGCAAGAUCGUGAAACCUUUCUCCUGCAGUUGCGUAAAUGUGAAUGCUGAUUUUGUUCUGCAAUUUCCAGUCAACCUGGAAGACAAGAUGAAAGCUACUCUUCUGGGGGCCUGCGUGCUUAUUGACUUUGUGUAUUAUGAUCCACCAAAACAACCUUUGCUAAGUCUACUAAGUGUGUUCAAGUGAGGCUUACGUCAGAAAAAAGACAGAAGGAAGAUGAUUGAUUACAGAAUGGUUGGGAAAAAAUCUCCAUGUAAUAUUGGAGUCGAACAUUGUCCAUCUUUUUAGCUUUAACAACACAAUUAACAUAUAUUAGGUAGAAGAGGCCAGGAAUAAGUAAGUAACACGUAUUAACGAAUGAUUAAGAGACAUUUUUAAUAACAAACUAAACUUUUUUUAGUUAACCUAAAAGCUCCUACACUUUUUGUUUACGUUUAUCGUCAGCGUUUUACGAGACAUUUUUCAGUAUUCAAACCCAAGCGCUUUUCACUGGCGUCAAGCAG
Danio rerio (zebrafish) is the source of this 1345-nucleotide messenger RNA. Lineage: Eukaryota; Metazoa; Chordata; Actinopteri; Cypriniformes; Danionidae. The record is from RefSeq and is a predicted model, not a curated record.